Cuscuta epithymum is the source of this 1020-nucleotide messenger RNA. The record is from the annotation of a GenBank genome assembly. Lineage: Eukaryota; Viridiplantae; Streptophyta; Magnoliopsida; Solanales; Convolvulaceae.
UUUAUAGCCGCACGAUCCACACUUCAUAGAUCUGCGGCGCUUCCUCACUCCGUUCCAUUUCUUUUAGCAUCCUCAUCGUAGCUUUCUUCUUUCUUUCCUUCAUCGAAAAAAAUUCAUUCAUCUAUUCCAAAUCUCACUUCACUCCUGGCUACGAUUCAUCUUUCACUCCUCGCCGCUCGCUCUCACUGGGAACCAUCUCAACCAAGUUCCAUCGCGAUUACAGAGUAAAUUCCAUCGCAGGAACCUUUUUUUGGACAUUGGAGGUCAGCCCAUGGACUACUUGGUUCCACUGAGACUUCAUAUUUCUCUCUAAUGUUUGAAAGAUGAUAGUAUCCUUUUGGAACUCAAAUGCGAGGGGAAGAAAUUAAGGAAAAUAUAGAGAAAAUUAAGAAGCAGAAGAAAGGCGCUGGGUGGAGAGAUGAAUUAGCUGCUUAGAACCCCCAACAGAUGAAUUUUAACUGUAAUGAGGUAGCAGCACACAUCAGAAACCUCAAAUGUACUCGUGGUAUUUAAAGAAUUUGCUAUUGGACACAUUUUGAUGUUCAGGGAGGAAGAUGCAUUCUUAACUAUCGGUGCUAUUGGGAUCGGAAGACUAAAUUUACACCCAUAUCAUUGGAACAAGAUGCUCAGGGAGUUGUACCGAGUGAAACUUAUCAGCCGUUCAGAUUCCAAAGCAAGGAGCUACGAUGAACAGAUCAAUUGGUUCAAACCUGAAACUUACCUACCCCGGCCACCGCCACUCUUCAAACUUUUACUAGCCCCUUUCUGUGGUCAUGUUUAUUCAUGUUGGCUUUUUGUUCCUAUUAUGAGUGUCGUGACUCUAAGGCCCUCUGGAAUAACAAUGCUUCAAGGAAUUCUAUCUAUAAGAGUGAGCACGUGUUUUGUCAAGUGCCUUUGUACCAUAUCUUUUGGGGAUAUUUUAGUGAAACUUUUAUAUUUCUUGAAAUUAAUCUUAAUACAAAAUAUUGUUGUUACUAUAUUAUAGCUUGGUAAUUAAAUAAGGAAAAAUAAUUAAAUUCA